AUGGCUAAACAUGUGACGAAUUUUCGCGGUGAAGUCUAUUUCACACCAAACGGAAACCCGCGUAUAAAAGACGAGCCUAUUACUCCUAUAGAAGAGGAUUUUGGUGAUCAUAAUCAUCUUGACCGUUCUUUUGACGAUUAUGCUGGAAUGAGAAAAUCCAUGUCCAUGAAUGACAUAGCUAAGCUCCGAGAAGACCUUGUGAAGCUAGAAUUCUGUGACAAAGAAGAUGUUUACAAUAGAUACCGGAAACAGUCCAGUGCCCCUCAAGAGCUAUCAAGAACAAAGUUUGUCUCCAUGGCUGAGGCUAUUUAUCACUAUCAAAGGGAUACUCCUGGUCGUUUUCAUUCGAAGCGACCGCAAACAUUCCGAUCACAAGGCGCAACUGGUCCAUCCGGUCUCACUGUCCCUCAAUCGCCAAUGCUUCGUUGUAAAGCACGUUCCCGACCUGUACAUAUUUUAUCACAAAAGGAGAGAGAGGAAUUGGAAAUUGAAGAAAUCAAGAAAUUCAAAAUCAAAGCACAUCCAAUACCAAAAUCAGUAAUAGAAGGUCCUAAACAUCUUCCUGAAGUGCAAAGAAAGCCUAUUACUGUGCCUGAACCUUUUAAAUUGACUAAAAUUCCAAAGAAAACAAAACAAUCUUCGGAAAAUAUUCACAAUUUCAAAGCGCGCCCUGCUCCUAAACACAUUCUUGAGAAACCUCAAAUACCUGUUAAACCUCCUGUACAAAAAACAAUACCAGUUAGCCCUAAAUUUCACUAUAAAAGAGCAAAUUCUGCAGAUCAUAUUAAAUAUGAAUCCAAAAUACAACCAAGUCAAAAACAUGAAGAUAAACCUCACAUCAGGAUGGGUCCAGUAAAACCUGAGCCGUUCUCAUUUGCAAAGAGGGAUGAGGAGCUGAAACGUCGCAGAGAAGAAAGAAUCCGACAACAAAUUGAAGAAGAACGUAAACAGGCCUAUUUGUUUAAAGCACAACCUGUGCCAGGGGCUGUCAAGAAACACAUGCAUUGUACUGCUGCUAAAGAAGGUUCUUCAACAACAUCAUCUGAAAAUAAAGAAAAUAUUAAAUUUGAGGCUCGACCAGCAACAGUGCUUUACAAAGAACCAUUUAAGCCUGUGAAUAAACCAGUACAAUUUGUGAAACCCGUUCCCUUUGAGUUGACAACUGAGAAGCGAGCUGCUGAAAGAGAAAAAUUUGAAAAACAAUUGAAAGAAAAAGAAGAAAAGCAAGAGAGACUAAAGCAUCAAAGAGAGAAAGAACUUUUAGAAGCUGAAGAGAAGGCCAUCAGUGAACUAAGAUCUAAACUUGUACAUCAUGCAAAGCCUGCCCCAGCUCCUGUGCCAUUCCAGUUAGAAAAGUCUGUUGCACCACUUACAGUUCCUGAAACUCCAAAGUUUAAACGUCCGCCCGGUAAGACGGCGGAAGAGUUACAAGAGGAAGAAGAGCUGCAGUUGGCAUUGGCGCUUAGCCAGUCUGAAGCUGAACAGAAGGAAAAAGAGCGCAAAUCACGAUCACACAUUGCCCCAGAUCCUACUCCACAUCAUCCGACUGUAUCACCGACACCGUCAUCAGUAAGUGCAUCUCCUGAGCACACUACACAAACAACCUCCGAACUCUCACGGUAUUUGGACCGUAGCUAUUGGGAGCAAAGACUUUCCCGAGAUACUGCUUUGGCACCCACUGCGCCCGCUCCUACUACACAUACAUCUGAAAUUGUUGAGGAUUUCCCAAAAGCUUCAACUAACAAGCAGCAGGAUGAUGAUGCUGAAGACAAAGAAAUUGAUGAGUUUGUUGAGUCAUUGAAAUCUCAAGUAGAAAUAUUUGUAAAUAGAAUGAAAAGCAACUCUUCAAGAGGACGUUCCAUUGCUAAUGACACAGCUGUUCAGACACUAUUUAUGAACAUAACGGCAAUGCAUUCUCGUCUACUACGAUACAUCCAGCAACAAGACGACAAACGUGUUUAUUUGGAGAGUUUACAGGACAAAGUAACUCAAAUUCGUGACAGUCGCGCUGCGCUUGACACAUUGCGAGCUGAACACGCAGCCCGGUUGGCCGCCCAGGCUGAGGCAGCCGAGCGUCAGAGGCAAAUGCAAAUGGCUGCUAAACUGCAGGCAAUGCGGAAGAAAAAGCAUGAAUACUUGCAAUAUCAGAGACAACUAGCUUUGCAAAGAGUUCAGGAACAAGAAAGAGAAAUGCAGAUGAGACAAGAACAGCAAAAACAUCAAUAUCUAAUGUCUGCCAACAGUUAUUACAUACCAGGUGUUUCUAUGCAACAGUACCCAAGUGGUUACCCAAAUCAACCAAUUUAUGGCAAUCCUCAGUUUCACCCACAGAUGAUGGCACAGGCUACCACAGAAAGCAGUGUCCCUAUUCCUGGACAACCCCAAAUGUCAACUGCUAACAUGCCAAUGAACAUGAACACUCAGUUGGGAAAUAUACAAUCCAUGCCACAAAUGAGUAACACAUAUGGAAUUACUACUACUGCAGCUAAUGCCAUGAACCCUAGUGCCGUCAGUUCUCCAUCCAUGAAUCAGUCAAACUUACGGCCAGCACUUGGACAGCAACUGCCAUUACAACAACAGAUGCUCUUGCAGCAGAUGCACCAAAUGCGCAUGCCGGUACAACCAGGUAUGCAUCAAAUAUUGUCCCAAGGCAUUGCCAAUGGACUUCCCGGACAACCUCUUCCUCAAACAAAUGGACAAAAUGUCUCUCUUCCGAAACAAAACUUACCAAAUCAGCCUCAACAGCCACCAAAUUCUAUGAUGCCUCAAAUGUCUGUGAACCAAAACAUGGGCCAAACAAUGAUGAAUCCUAACAAUCCCAUGAUGGGAUUACAAAUGCAGAACAUGAGAAUGCCUAUUGUUCAAGGCAAUCAACCAAACGCCAGUAACCAACAAGUCCCUGUGUCUCAAUUUCAAAACAUGAAUAUUCAAAACCAACCAAAUAAUCAACAGCCAGUAUCUCAAGGUCAAACUAUGCAACCACAUUCACAAAUGAACAUGGCUGGUCAAGCUUUGUCUUUACAAUCACAACAACUAAUGCAAGGUCAAACGUUCCCUGGUCAACCUCAAAGCAUGCAGAUAAAUAAUAACAUGCUGCCUGCAAACCAAAAUAUUCCACCUCAGGGACAACAGGUGCCACAAACUCAAGGUCAACAGAUGUCGCAACAAAUGCAACAUUUACAAAUGCAACACAACCAGCAGGUUAUGCAACAACCUGGCCAGCAAAUUAUGAUGCCGCCGGGCCAUCAAAUUCCUAAUCAGGCACAAAACAUUCAGCAACAAGGCCAGAUGAUAAAUCAGGGCCAGACACCGCAAGGUCAAUUACCACAACAGGGACAGCAAAUGCCGCAACAGAUGGGCCAAGGCCAACAGUUGCUUCAAGGACAGCAAAUACCCCAAGGUCAACAAAUGGCUCAGUUACCACCAGGCCAACAAUUACCGCAAGGCCAGCAAAUGCCCCAAGGUCCUCAAGUAUCUCAGGGCCAGCAAAUGCCUCAAGGCCAUCUGCCUGGACCACAAACACAUCAAAUUCAAAUGGUUCAUCAGGUUCAAAUGGGACCAAUGGCCCCCCAAUUACCGCCGGGACAAACUUUGCAAGGUCAGAGUCCGCAACAAAUAACAGGACAACAGAUGCAGGAGCAGCAGCCACAAAGUGUGCCAGGACAAAUAAAAGUGCAACAGCCGAUCCUAAAUAAUAUGGCUCAUGGACAACCUCAGACUAAUAACCAGCAGGCACAAACACCAGUCAAAUCCGAACAUAAUAAUAACACAGCAGAGUUAAUAAGUUUCGACUGA
Messenger RNA from Arctia plantaginis, 3795 nucleotides. The record is from the annotation of a GenBank genome assembly. Lineage: Eukaryota; Metazoa; Arthropoda; Insecta; Lepidoptera; Erebidae.